UUGUAUGAUUUUUGGCAAAAUGUGUAAUUUCAGAACGUCUACUUAAAAGUCUUAUGAUUUACGUCUUUGUCAAGUGACAAUGUCAACGUCUUUCAAACGUUUUAUGUUAUAUUUUUAGCAUGACUUUAUCAUCCUCUCUUUCGAUCUAAUGAGUUUGUAGCUGCUAUUUUUCUCGCUCUUUCAAAGUAAACUAAAAAUACAAUCAGCUUUGUACCUGGAACAUGAUACUUAUAACCUAAAAUUAUUUUAUUUUGAGUUGAGAAGGAUUGAAGGAACUUAAAUUAGUUCAUAUUAUUUUUAUUCGUUUGUGUUGUUAGUUCUAUUACAAAAAAUGAGGUUACAUCCAAUAUUAUUCGCCGGCCCCCCGAAAAGUGGUGCAAGGAGCCCCCAGAGGGAGCCGAUUCCAUUCAAAAUGUUGUUGCCAUUGCAACUUAAAAAGACGGUCUCUGGUAAAGGAGACAAGCUCAAAGAAGCUGCUUGUAUGCAAGAAAUGGCUGUUAUGUUUGCAUGCUUCAAAAAGGCAGAUUUCGAUCAAACUGAGUGCUUAAAGGAGGUUGCUGCUUUCCAAGGAUGUUACAAGGAAUAUAAUGACAGAAUAACCACUCAAAGAGAACAGGGAAAGAAAGGUAUCCUCGUCCCAGGAGAGAAAAAACUAACACAUAGACAACUAAAUCAGCUAUUGAAGAGCUUCCCUCCACAAAAAUAGAUUGAAAUAACAUAGUUUGUAUUUGUAAUUUAUAAUUAAAAUAGAAAUAAAUAGUAAAUGUUAUAUUUGCUGUUGUUUACUUUCUUGUAAAG
Molecule: messenger RNA, 798 nt
Organism: Spodoptera exigua (beet armyworm)
Lineage: Eukaryota; Metazoa; Arthropoda; Insecta; Lepidoptera; Noctuidae
Source: the annotation of a GenBank genome assembly